UUUCGCAUGGCGGACGUGCAAAUGAACACUGUUAUUUGUUGGUGAUUAUUUCAAUUAUUCUCUCUUCAAGAAUCCCUAUGGAAAGGCAAAUUCUCCUGUUGCUCUUUCUUUGUGGACGUGCUUUAUUCAUUCCUUAACGUUAGAUGAUGGUAAAGUGUUAGUUAAUUAAAGCUUAUUUUGUGUGAACUGCAUUGGUAUUUCUCAAAAAUGGGAAAAUGUGACGAAGCUAAUGUCGAAGUUAAUAUGGGGGACUCGGCGUCCCCCAUGAAACCUGAUAAUUUUACAUUCACCGUCCCUCCUGAGGCUCCAGUGUUCGAGCCCACCGUCGAAGAGUUCCAGGACCCUCUGGCGUACAUCAGCAAAAUAAGACACAUCGCAGAAAAAUCGGGUAUUUGCAAGAUAAAACCCCCCGCACAUUGGCAGCCACCGUUUGCCGUGGAUGUUGACCGUUUGAGGUUCACUCCAAGGAUACAGAGAUUGAAUGAACUGGAGGCAAUUACAAGGGUGAAACUGAAUUUCCUGGAUCAAAUAAUAAAGUUUUGGGAGCUACAGGGCUCGGUGUUAAAGAUACCCACUGUGGAGAGGAAACCACUGGAUUUGUACGCACUACACAAGCUUGUAAAGGAGGCUGGUGGUUUCGAAGUAUGUUCAGCGGAACGGAAAUGGUCGAAGAUAGCGAGACGCAUGGGACACCCCCAGGGGAAAGGAGUCGGCUCCAUACUGAAGAAUCAUUACGAGAGAAUACUCUACCCGUACGACGUGUUCAAGAACAAUGGUGUACUCACCGAUAAUAAAGAAACUAAAAUAGAGGUGAAAAGCGAACAGACCCCAGAGAAGGUGGGCCGGCGGUCGAGCAGUAAGCCGCCCGCGACGCCCUCGCCGGCCCGCCGCUACAAGAGCGCGGAGCCCGAGCCGGCUGAGGGGUCACACACUGAGGGGGCUCUGCCCUCUGACACCAAGACCCCAGUCAAGGAGGAGCCUGGAGAGACUCGUAGAAGUCCCAGAGAGAACAAAUGGAUGUCGUCGGCGGGCAGCUGCGGGGCGCGCGCCCGGGUGCUCCGCUCCACCAAACUCAGGGAGCACCGUCUGAGCAACAUGACAGUGUCCGUCACACCGGCACCACCAGUUAUCAGUCCUGAUGACCCGCUACAACCGGCCUUUAAAAAAGAGCAGGAUUCGGCGCCGCUGCCGCGCCUACACGAUGACCCGCUGGCCAAGUACAUGUGUCACGUGUGCGGGCGCGGCGACGUGGAGGAGCAGAUGCUGCUGUGUGACGGCUGCGACGACUCCUACCACACCUUCUGCUUGGUGCCGCCGCUGGCUGACGUGCCCAAGGGAGACUGGAGAUGCCCCGUGUGUCUUGCUGAGGAGGUAUCUAAGCCAACUGAAGCGUUCGGUUUCGAACAAGCGAGCCGCGAGUACACCCUGCAACAAUUUGGAGAGAUGGCGGAUCAAUUCAAGUCAGAUUAUUUCAACAUGCCUGUACAUAUGGUACCAACGUCAGCUGUUGAACGUGAGUUCUGGAGAGUAGUUUCUUCCAUUGAUGAGGAUGUGACGGUCGAAUACGGAGCUGACCUUCACUCGAUGGACCAUGGUUCAGGUUUUCCAACAAAGUCAAGUGCACACCUGUAUCCCGGCGAGCAACAGUACGCGGAGUCCAGCUGGAAUCUAAACAAUCUGCCCGUGCUAGAGGGUUCCGUACUUGGACAUAUCAAUGCUGACAUAUCUGGAAUGAAGAUACCAUGGCUGUAUGUGGGCAUGUGCUUCGCUACAUUCUGCUGGCACAACGAGGACCACUGGAGCUACUCAAUCAACUAUUUGCACUGGGGCGAACCGAAAACUUGGUAUGGAGUCCCAAGCUCUAAGGCUGAACAGUUCGAGGCAACAAUGAAGGCUGAAGCUCCCGAGCUGUUCCAACUACAGCCGGAUCUACUACAUCAAUUGGUGACCAUCAUGAACCCAAAUGUUCUGAUGAAGGCCGGAGUUCCUGUUUACAGAUGCGAUCAAAAUGCUGGGGAGUUCGUUAUUACUUUUCCUCGUGCGUACCACGCUGGGUUUAACCAAGGAUACAACUUUGCUGAGGCUGUCAACUUUACACCUGCGGAUUGGCUAAAAAUGGGUCGCGAGUGCAUAUCCCACUACUCGACGCUGCGCCGCUACUGCGUGUUCUCGCACGACGAGCUCGUGUGCAAGAUGGCGUUGGAGGCGGAGUCGCUCACGUUGACGGUCGCGCUGGCAGCGUACCGCGAUAUGCGUACCAUGCUGCACGACGAACGCAAGCUGCGGAAGGCGCUGUUGGAUUGGGGUGUGACGGAAGCGGAGCGCGAGGCUUUCGAGCUGCUGCCGGACGAUGAGCGGCAGUGUCACGAGUGCAAGACGACGUGCUUCCUGUCGUGCGUGACGUGCGCGUGCACGCCGCACAUCGCGUGCCCGAGGCACUACAGCACGCUGUGCUCGUGCCCGCCGGCGCUGCAUAAACUGAGAUAUCGUUAUACACUGGACGAGCUGCCCGCCAUGUUGGAGAAGUUGAAACGCAAGUCGGAUCUGUUCCGCGAGUGGGCGGAGGCGGUGCAGAACGCACUGGAUCCGGACACGCCCAAAACGUGCGAUUUGGACGGACUGCGCGCGCAUCUCAAGCGGGCUCAUGAUCUCAAGAUGCACAAAACGGAGCUAGUCCGCGCAUUAGAGACCGCAAUCGAGGACGCGGAGAAGUGCGCGACAGUCAUCCAGCAACUGGACCUGAACAAGAUGCGCACGCGCACCCGCCACCACGACCCCAAGUACCGGCUGACGGUGCACGAGUUGACGCUCUUUGCGGCCGAGAUUGACGGCCUGGCGUGCGUGCUGCCUGAGGGCUCUGCUGUGAAAGAAGUUCUACGUCAGACUGAGGAAUUCGAAGAUCGGGCAACUGAUUUGUUGAACAAAGAUCUGGAUGAUACAGACUCAGCUUAUGUAAAGGAUUUGGAAGAGGUGUGCGACCUCGGCGGGCGUCUAUGCAUCGUGCUGCCGCAACUGGCGGCGCUGACGGCCCGUGCGGCGCAGGCGCGUUGGCUGUUAGACGCACGGGAUUCCCGCGCCGCUGCGCCGUCGCCCGCGCAAAUCGAGAAGUUAUUGCAAGACGCGACGACGCUCGUGCCCCACGCGCGGCUAGAGCCCGAGCGAGCUGCGCUGCAAAAGCUACGCUUGCAAAUAGAGGACUGGGAGGCUCGAGUGAAGGCGGUACUCAUCGAGCCCAACUCGGUCAAGCCGGAGCCGAGCGACGACGCCGAACCGCAGCACACGACGUUGGCAGAACUAGAGACGCUACUGGCCGAGGGAGACGAUAUCGACGCCACGUUGCCGUCGCAUCACGCGCUGCAUACGGCUAUAUCGCACGCCAAGGACUGGCUGUCUAAGGUGGAAGAGAUGCAGUCAAAGGAAUUAUACCCGUACAUGCACAGUGUAGAGGCGCUAGUGCGACGUGGCUCGCAGAUCCCGCUAGCCCUGUAUGAGAAGGACCAACUAGCUGCUGCGUUGCACUCAGCCCACGAGUGGAAACGUGGUGCCGCCGAGAUGUUCCUCAAGAAGAACUGGUCGUACUCUCUCCUGGAGGCGUUAUCCCCUCGCGCCGGCCCCGCCGAGGGUACCGGCCGGCGGCGCGGGCGCGGGGAGUGCUCUGCGGCCCUACUAGAACACUUUAGCGAGGACGCGUCGCCAACUGAGAUCGUUGCAGCAUUCAAGAACGCUGAACAGAAGGAGCUGGCUUAUGUGAAGGAGCUGAGAAUCCGCAACCUCCGCAAGGACGUGUGCGCGCCGCCGGCCGCCGGGCUGACGUUCUGCACGUGCCAGAAACGCCAAUACGGCGUUAUGUCGCAGUGCGAAAUAUGCAAGGACUGGUUCCAUGCGUCAUGCGUGGCUGGCGCCAAGGAGGAGCCUGACGGCGGGGAUUCCCCCGAGCGCACGGACCCGCCCCCCGAGCCCAAGUUCAUAUGCCCCGACUGCACGCGCACCAAGCGCCCGCGCCUGCACCGCAUACUCGCGCUGCUGGUGUGGCUUCAAAAGCUCCCCGUUCGUUUGGCGGAGGGUGAGGCGCUGCAGUGCGUGACGGAGCGCGCUAUGGCGUGGCAGGACGCGGCGCGUGCGCAGCUUUCGGCGUUGCCGCCGCGCGCGCUCGCUAAAGACUCGCAUGUCGCCAGAUCAUCGGCGAAUUUGGAACACGCUUACAGCGCUUCGCCGCGAUCUCCCAGUGCCCGAGUGACUCCGGGCCAACUGCAGAAACUAGAAGAUCUCAUGCUGGAAGGUGACCUUUUAGAGGUCCGGUUAGAAGAGCAAGCAGGCGUGUGGAGUGCAGUCUGCGCGGCGCGUGCGGCCGAGGGGCGUGGCGCGCGCGUGCUCGACGCCGGGCGACGCAAGCGCGCCCAACGCCAGCCGCGUCCGCACCGCCAACUUAAACGCACGCGCCCGCACGCCGCCGCCACCACCACCACGAAAACUAUCAAACGUGGUUCAAGUACAACCACGAAUUAUCUUAAUAGGAAACAGGGUCUAUCUUCUGGGUCCGGCUUGAUGAUGCGGAAACACUACAUGGCGCGGCAGGAGCGCCGCAAGCGAGGUCUGCCCACCACCAGAGGCAAACUAGCAAGACAUGCGCGACCAGUUGGUCAAGCACGAGCGGCUGCAACGCGAGCGGGCCCAAGCCGCCAGGAGUCGAGUUCCUCGUCAGAGUCUUCAGCCGAGGACGACGAGGAUUGCGCUGCGGAGUCGUGCCUUCGUCCCACAGGAAAAAUUUACUGGGUGCAAUGCGACGGCGGCUGCGAUCAGUGGUUCCACAUGCACUGCGUCGGCCUGAGUCACGGCGCGCUUCGCGAGGACGACGACUACGUGUGCGGCGCGUGCGCACAGCGCCGCUCCGCCGGCAAGCCCCGUCCCGCGCCCACGUCACGCCCCGCGCCCGCCUCCCGCCCCGGUCCCCUCGCGAACUGACUCACGUGAGUGUGCGGUGCUAUAAGUGUUGAAAGCCAGUCCCGUUUCUAGGGGAGGCCCCGCCCCAAACCAGCGCCCCGCCCCGCCAGUCGGGAACAAAGUGUCGUGCCACGCUGUGACGUCAUUUAUCCUGCGCCCGCGCAUUUUGUAGGCGUUCCCCGUUUGUUUGGUGAACCGAAGUCACAAUCUUCCGCUAUUUGCUUCGAAGCCGUAAGAUCUUGUAAAGCGCAAUUAAAAAUCAAAAGAAUGUACUCGAAUGCUGAAAUGACACAUGGUUUUUGUAAAUGAAUAAUCGAAUGUUUCGUACCUUUGUACUAGAUACAAUUUAUAAUUGAACAAAAUGUGGUAU
Molecule: messenger RNA, 5311 nt
Organism: Aricia agestis (brown argus)
Lineage: Eukaryota; Metazoa; Arthropoda; Insecta; Lepidoptera; Lycaenidae
Gene: Kdm5
Product: lysine-specific demethylase lid
Exons: 31
Coding region: 208-4962 (1584 amino acids)
Biological process (GO): chromatin remodeling
Cellular component (GO): nucleus
Molecular function (GO): DNA binding; histone demethylase activity
Source: RefSeq, a predicted model, not a curated record